GUGCGUAGUGACAUCGCCCUGGACAAACAGAGGGGCUGUAAGCUGGCCAACCACCCUGUCAUGAUGCUGGACCUGCAGAGAGAGAAGGCAGCUCAGAUGCAGCUCGUCCUCCUCAAGGAACAGGUCUCCAACAUCUACAGUAACAUCACAAUAACAGGUCUCUAGACAAACUGUACAACUUUGCCGAGUGUGCUGGUCUGCAUCUGGUCCUGGGGUUCAACGCCCUGCAGAGAAACCCUGACUCCUCCUGGAACUCCUCCUCAGCCUUCAGCUUACUCAAAUACAGCGCCGGGAAGAAAUACAACAUCUCCUGGGAACUGGGAAACGAGCCUAAUGGCUACCGAAGCAUGGUGGGUCAGACAGUUAACAGUACCCAGCUAGCCAAGGACUACACCAUGCUGAGAACACUACUGCAAUCUGUACGCUACUACAGCCGAGCACACCUCUACGGCCCUAACGCUGGACCACCACGCAAGAACGCCAUUCUGCUGCUCGACGGGUUUAUGAAGAACGCUGGUUCUGUUGUGGACGCUGUAACGUGGCAACAUUACUACAUGGAUAGCAGAGUGACCAAAGUAGAGGACUUUCUGAAGACUCGCCUGCUGGACACCCUGACUGAACAGAUCACUAAAGUACUCAAGGUAGUGAAUAGCCAUGCUCCUGGUAAGAAGGUGUGGUUGGGUGGAGUGGGUCCGGCGUGGGCUGGAGGAACCAGCAACCUCUCUGAUACCUACGCUGCUGGCUUUCUGUGGCUGAACACUCUGGGCGUGGCAGCGAUGCAUGGGAUUGACGUGGUCCUGAGACACUCGUUCUUCGACUAUGGAUACACACACCUCGUAGACCAGCACUUCAACCCACUGCCGGACUAUUGGUUCUCACUGGUGUUCAAGCGUCUGGUGGGCCCCAGGGUGUUGGCGGUGCGGGUAGCAGGCUUACAGAGGAAACCACAGCCAGGGAGGGUCAUCCGAGACAAACUACGCAUUUACGCCCAUUGUACCAGCUUCCACAAUCAUAACUACGUGAAAGGGUCCAUAACGAUCUAUAUCAUCAACCUGCAUCGGUCCAGGAAGAAAAUCAAGCUGGCAGGAACCUUACGUAACAAGACUGUCCAUCAGUACCUGCUGCAGCCCUACGGGACAGACGGACUACACGCCAGGUCAGUCCAGUUGAACGGAGAAAAGUUGUUGAUGGUGGACAACGAGACGUUCCCGGAAUUGAAGCCUCAGACGCUGCGGGCAGGGAGGACGAUAGCCAUGCCCCCUAUGACCAUUGGCUUCUAUGUCAUCAAGAACAUCAACGCUUAUGCCUGCCGCAGAUAAUCCUCAGCAUACUUCUCCUCACCCUUUACCCCUUACCCUUCACCUCCACACUCCUUACCCCUCACCCUCACCCUUCACCCCCAUACUCCUCACCCUUCACCUCCACACUCCUUACCCCUCAC
Messenger RNA from Oncorhynchus tshawytscha (Chinook salmon), 1441 nucleotides. Its product is annotated as inactive heparanase-2-like. Gene Ontology annotation, cellular component: extracellular matrix; membrane. The coding region runs from base 348 to 1319 and encodes 323 amino acids. The record is from RefSeq and is a predicted model, not a curated record. The transcript has 10 exons. Gene Ontology annotation, molecular function: hydrolase activity, acting on glycosyl bonds. NCBI's taxonomy places the organism in Eukaryota, Metazoa, Chordata, Actinopteri, Salmoniformes, Salmonidae.